Oldenlandia corymbosa var. corymbosa is the source of this 1485-nucleotide messenger RNA. NCBI's taxonomy places the organism in Eukaryota, Viridiplantae, Streptophyta, Magnoliopsida, Gentianales, Rubiaceae. The record is from the annotation of a GenBank genome assembly.
AUGAAGCUUGAAAUCUUGGAACCUGAAUCUUCCUCUGAUGCCGGUGGGUCUCAUAAGGAUAACUCGAUUAUAGCCUCGGCUGAUGAUAAGAAUUCGCCUGCAACUUCCAAUGUUCUUUAUUACGAUUCCCAAUUUCUGCUUGUCUGCAAUGAAUUUGGACAUCUUGUCCCCGUUGAAGGAAUCGAAGGAAGGAAAAUCACAGCACAGGAUGUUUCCAAAAAGCAUAAAAUGGACCUUUUGAUGAGUAGGCGGGAGCUAGGAGAUGCAGCUCGCCAGCAAACUGUCAGGUGCAUGGUGAAUAAAUCAGCAAGAAGGCUAAAAUAUAUGAUCAAGGAGGUGAAGAAUAUCGAUAAGAGUGAUUCUGGAAGGAUUCCUCAGAUAAAUCUGUCAUAUCUUGCAAAUCAUGGAGGAGAUAGUCAUCCUGAACCAGAAAUUUUCAAAGACGCUGGAUUACAAAUUGAUUUAUCAUCUCUAAACAAUAUGCAUUUUGCGAAGGAAUGGCCUUUCAGGGAUAAGCAGCAUCAUAACUUGAGAGACAUUUGUCUGCUACUUCCUAGUUUAGCAGAGAAUGAAACCAAGUGCAGUAGAGAAGUAGCUCCGGGAAUUGACAGAAGGGAAGAUGGCAAAUUGAUUGAUAUUCUGCCAGAGCCUGCAGAUGUUGUUGCUGCUGAAGUUACUAGCAGUUCCACCAUUGAAACCAUUGCAGGGGUUAUGCUGGCCCCAGGUGCAGAGGCUUCAAUUGGGAGUGCAGAAUUAGUAGCCUCGAUUUUUCUGUUGAUGAGUCAACACCCAGAAAGGUUUAUCUCCGGUGAGCUUGUGAUGGUGGAUCCCUUCUUCCACCAUGCGAUGAAAGGGUGUGGCUUCUCCGGAGCAUAUCUCAGGGCAAUACCUUUUGGUGGUUGCUGUCUUCUGCAAUUUUCUGUUGUAUGUUGGAAGUCUUGGAAAAAUGGGAUCGAAAGUUUGGUCAAAAUUGCUGUGCAAAUUGGUCAAUUUAAAUUGGUUGGUAAUGCUAGAAUGAAGGUUGAGCUGGCAGAAGAGAAAUUGGAUUCUUUGAUUAGCACGCACCGCAAACAAUUACAAGAACACACCUUAGCGUUCAUGAGUGUGUUUGGUGUUACUCAUUUAGUUGAGUUACAGCUAAGUGUUAAGGUGCCUUCAGAUUGGGUAAAUGUUAAUAGUACGAAGAAAACAAUACGUUAUCAUCCUUGCAAAGUGUUGACAGCCUUGGACCAAUUGCCAUCGAAGUAUGUCCAUCCAACUUUUGUCAAUGAGAGUGAGCCUAUGCAGAUACAAAUUAUAGCUGGUCAUCAUCCGAGUGCAGUUUCUGGGCUAAAUAGAGGUCUUGCUGCUGGUGAGGAUGAUUUGCGAACGACAGAUGCUGCUGCUAAGGAGCUUAAGUUUGUUGCAGGACCUAUAGAUCUCCUUGCUGAAAUUGAUAAAGGGGAGAUUGAUCUACAGCAGUGCCUUCUCAUCUCACACUCUUAG